AUGAAUAGUCUAGUGUGCUCAGUAAUAUCACUUUCUUCGCUGUGGUUUCUGCAUAGUGUCAAAGGAAUUAUUGAUAAUGAAUUCAAAGCUUGCGAUUUUGUGCAGCCAAUAUUUUCCGAUCAGGAGUAUCCUAUUAAUAGUCCUAAUUAUCCUGCGAAUUAUCCACCAGGAACAAAAUGCCGAUGGAAAGCGAAAAGUGAUCAGCCAAUACAAAUAACCUGCAUGAUUUUCUCAAUACCCGAGAGUCCUAAUUGUCGUGAUGGAUAUCUCAGCAUUGAAACGUAUUCAAAACCAGUACAGCGUUUUUGCGGAGCGCGCAUGUUUAGCAUUGUUUCUGAAGAAAAUGAAAUUGAUGUAAGAUUAAUAAGCUCACCGGCAUCAGAAGGUGGAUAUUUUUUAUGUGCUGUAAAACAACUCAAUAAAGUUGUUGUUACGAAACCGGUGACCAAUGACUGUAGAUGUGGUUGGAAGAAUCCAACUAGAAUCGCCCACGGAAAUGAUACUGGUGUCAACGAAUACCCGAUGAUGGCAGAUAUUAAUACUUUUUCUAGUGAUAUUCGGUGUGGCGCAACAAUUAUCAAUAAUAAACAAGUCAUAACUGCAGCCCAUUGUGUCCACAACAAAGUUCCUCGAGAUAUCGGUGUUUUGGUAGGCGAACACAACUUAUCGAUAAGAAAUGAAACUAAAGCAACACAAUUAUUUCGUGCAAAAUCAUUUAUAAUCCAUGAAUUAUACAAUGAAGCGAAUCUGGAUUACGACAUUGCUUUGGUAAAUAUUGACGGUACUAUUACAUUUUCUCAACUAGUAGGCCCUGUUUGCCUACCAUUUAAACAUAAGCGCCAAGAUUUUGAAGGCAAGACUGUGGAGAUAUUAGGUUGGGGUAGUCUUGGUUCAGUUGAAAUGACAUCAAACAUACUACAAAAAGCUGAAGUAAAAGUAAUUUCCGCGAAAAAUUGUUCUGACGCAUAUCCAAACCGAAUCGGGUCCAGACAAAUUUGUACUUUAGAUGAGACAAAAGAUAGCUGCUCGAAUGAUAGUGGCGGCCCCGUGCUAUGGCGCAACCCUGAAACAAGAAGAAUAAUUCUAAUUGCCCUUAUUAUCUAUGGCAUGGCUUGUUCUACCGGAAGUCCGUCCGUGAAUACUGAUGUCAGUUAUUACGUUGAUUGGAUUGUAUCAAAAAAACCACCAGAAUGGCAAUAUUGUACAUUGGAAUAGUAAAAAUGAUUGAGUAACCACAACCUAUGCAUGUAAUCGUCUAGUGCUUCAACAACAAGAGAAAUAGUUGUGAUAAUUCAUUUUUUUUUUUAAUUUUAUUGGAUAAUUUACUCAGAAAUUUAUUUUUAUCUUAUUAAAUAAUGUAAAU
This is a messenger RNA of Cotesia glomerata, 1363 nucleotides long. RefSeq names its product venom serine protease-like. The transcript has 7 exons. The record is from RefSeq and is a predicted model, not a curated record. The coding region runs from base 1 to 1215 and encodes 404 amino acids. Gene Ontology annotation, molecular function: serine-type endopeptidase activity. Gene Ontology annotation, biological process: proteolysis. NCBI's taxonomy places the organism in Eukaryota, Metazoa, Arthropoda, Insecta, Hymenoptera, Braconidae.